ACCCAAUUGCCUCCUCACUACAUAAAUAGUACCUUUUUUAACCUUUUCUUCUCUUUCAAUCCAAGUUUUCUUUGAUCAUCACACUCUUCAUAUAAUCUAUGAAUUUUACUGUUCUCUCUAAUCAUGAUACUUAGUUACCAGAAGCUUUGCCUUAACUCCUAUUGCAUUUUCAUGCUUCAUGGGUUAAUAUUUUAACUUGUAUUAGCUUGGCACUGCAGGAUUUUGGGGCGCUUAGUUCAGCUAUAAAUACAUGCAAAUUAGCUUCAUAUCAGAGGAAUACUAAGAUGGAUAUCUUCUUUUGAAGUAAGACGAGGUUGUUAAUAUAGAUCAUCAAGAAAUUUCUCUCUUCUCUCUCUCUCUCUCUCUCUCUCUCUCUCUCUCUCUCUCUCUCUCUCUCUCGUCCACUCCACUUCGUGUCUUUGAUUUCAACUGCAGUCACCAGUGGAUGUUAUAGAAUUAUCAACCAGCUGAGAUGGCCAAGAAAGGACCUCAAGCAUGUUCUGUGUUAUUCAAGUUCAUGUUCAUGUUCUUGUUCUUGAAUUUUGGUGUAUUACAUGCAGAGGAACUUGAGCUUCUCUUGUCCUUCAAAUCUUCCAUCAAUGACCCUUUGCAAUAUCUUUCCAACUGGAAUCCCUCUGUUACUUUUUGCAAGUGGCAAGGCAUCACUUGCAGCAACUCUUCUCGCAUUAAGGCCAUUGAUCUCCCAGGGAAAAACAUCUCUGGCAAGCUUUCUUUGUCAGUCUUUCAGUUGCCAUAUAUUGAAACUAUAAAUCUCUCAAGCAAUCAGCUCUCUGGGCAAGUUCCUCCUGAAAUUUUCUCUUGCACCUCGCUUCGAUACCUCAAUCUUAGUAACAAUAAUUUCACUGGUUCUAUACCAAGGGGCUCAAUUGCCUACCUGGAGACACUGGAUCUAUCUAACAAUAUGCUUGCAGGGAAGAUUCCUCAGGAAAUCGGAUCCUUUUCAAGCCUGAAGUUUCUUGAUUUUGGUGGAAAUGUUCUGGUAGGCACAAUUCCAAUCUCUAUAACAAACAUCACAAGUUUGGAAUUCUUGACUCUGGCUUCAAAUCAAUUAGUUGGCCAAAUUCCACGAGAAUUGGGCCAAAUGAGGAGCUUGAAGUGGAUUUACUUGGGCUACAACAAUCUUUCAAGCGAAAUUCCGAAAGAAAUAGGGGAAUUAACUUCUUUGAAUCAUCUUGAUCUUGUCUACAACAAUCUUACUGGAUCAAUUCCAUCCUUUCUAGGGAACCUCACAAAUCUUCACUACCUCUUCCUCUACCAGAACAAGCUUACAGGUUCUAUCCCAAAAUCUAUUUUUGGCCUCAGAAAGUUGAUUUCACUUGAUCUUAGCGAUAAUUUUCUCUCCGGUGAGAUCCCAGAACUCAUUGUUCAGCUGCAAAACUUGGAGAUUCUUCAUCUUUUUUCCAACAACUUUAGUGGGAAAAUCCCAAGUGCUUUAAGUUCUUUGCCUCGUCUUCAAGUCCUUCAGCUUUGGUCUAACAAUUUUUCUGAUGAGAUUCCAAAAGAUCUUGGAAAGCAAAACAAUCUCACUGUAAUAGACCUUUCCACAAAUUCUCUCACUGGAAAAAUUCCUGAAGGCCUAUGCAGCUCAGGCAAUCUCUUUAAGCUCAUUCUAUUCUCAAAUUCACUUGAUGGUGAAAUCCCCAAGAGUUUGAGCACCUGCAAAAGCUUGCAGCGAGUACGUCUCCAAGACAAUAAUUUAUCUGGUGAAUUAUCAACAGAAUUCACCAAACUGCAACUUGUGUAUUUCUUGGAUAUCUCAGGCAACAACUUUUCAGGCAGGAUUGAUGCAAGAAAAUGGGAAAUGACUUCGCUUCAAAUGUUGAGUUUGGCAAGAAACAGAUUUUACGGGGCCUUGCCUAAUUCAUUUGGCAGUGACCACCUUGAGAACUUGGACUUGUCCCAAAACAGAUUUUCAGGAACUAUUCCUAGGACUUUUGGCAGUUUAUCGGAGCUAGUGCAACUGAAGCUAAGUGGAAACCAGCUCUCUGGUGAAAUCCCAGAUGAGUUAUCUUCACUCAAGAAGCUUGUAAGUCUAGACCUCAGCAAAAAUCAGCUCAGUGGCCAAAUCCCAGCUAGUUUUUCUGAUAUGGCAGUUCUUGGCCAACUUGAUCUAUCGCAGAAUCAAUUAUCUGGGGAAAUACCAAUAAAUUUGGGAAGAGUGGAAUCGCUUGUUCUAGUGAACAUCUCUCACAAUAAUUUACAUGGUAGUUUACCAUCCACAGGAGCUUUUCUUGCCAUAAAUGCAAGCGCAGUUGCUGAUAAUGAACUUUGCGGCGGCGAUACUUCCAGUGGUUUGCCUCCAUGCAGAAGGGUAAAGAAUCCUAUGUGGUGGUUUUAUGUUGCUUGUAUUCUUGGUGCUUCUGUGGUUCUUGCUCUUGCUUGUUUUGGAAUAGUGUUGAUUCGAGGACGAAAGAAUUUAGAGCUGAAAAGAGUGGAAAAUGAAGAUGGGAUAUGGGAAUUGCAAUUCUUCCAUCCCAAGGUAUCAAAAUCUGUAACAAUCGAAGAUAUUUUAUCGUCCAAGAAAGAAGAAAAAGUCAUUCAUAGGGGAAAGAAAGGGUUUUCAUACAAGGGGAAGUGCAUCAUAAACGACAUGAAAUUCAUGGUAAAGGAAAUAAAUGAUGUGAAGUCAAUUCAGUCAAAUUUUUGGCCUGAGAUCGCUGAAUUUGGUAAACUUCAGCAUCCAAAUAUUGUCAAGUUAAUUGGCGUUUGUCGUUCCGAUAGGGGUGCGUAUUUGGUCUAUGAGUACGUAGAAGGCAAAAACUUAAGCGAAAUUCUUCGGAGUUUGAGUUGGGAACGACGGCUGAAAAUCGCCAUUGGGAUCGCGAAAGCUCUUCGGUUCUUGCACUGUUAUUGUUCACCAACUGUUCUAGUUGGCUACAUGUCUCCGCAGAAAAUUAUGGUGGACGGAAAAGAUGAGCCUCGCUUGAGACUGAGCCUUCCUCACCUGCGUUGCAUCGACACCAAGUGCUUCAUUUCUUCGGCCUACGUUGCCCCUGAAACUAGACACUCAAAGGAUACAAGCGAGAAAGGUGACAUAUAUGGAUUCGGUUUGAUUCUGAUAGAGAUAUUAACAGGAAAAAGCCCGGCCGAUGCUGAGUUUGGCUUCCACGAAAGCAUUGUAGAGUGGGCUCGGUAUUGCUACUCCGAUUGCCAUCUAGACAUGUGGAUUGAUCCAAUGAUCAAAGCAGACGCAUCAAUUAAUCAGAAUGAGAUGGUUGAAACCAUGAAUUUAGCUCUCCAUUGCACAGCUACAGACCCUACUGCUCGACCAUGUGCGGAUGAUGUGUUCAAAACCCUCCAUUCUGCUUUGACGACAAGCUCCUGCAUUUUAGGCCUAAAAUUUUCUUCAUACUUUUAGUGUUCCAUCACCUAUAAUUUUUGUUCAGGUUUUGAUUUUAAUUUUUUUUCUUCAUUUUUCUUUAUAUAUUGGUUUUCUAGCUAUAUAAGAUGUUAAAAAUGAUUGUUACUCAAAUGUUUUGUUUGAUAAUGGUAAGUUUGACAUACUAGUGAGUGUAAAAA
Messenger RNA from Hevea brasiliensis (rubber tree), 3540 nucleotides. Its product is annotated as leucine-rich repeat receptor-like serine/threonine-protein kinase SKM1. Bases 473 to 3379 code for a protein of 968 amino acids. Gene Ontology annotation, molecular function: protein kinase activity; protein binding; ATP binding. Gene Ontology annotation, biological process: protein phosphorylation. The transcript has 3 exons. The record is from RefSeq and is a predicted model, not a curated record. Lineage: Eukaryota; Viridiplantae; Streptophyta; Magnoliopsida; Malpighiales; Euphorbiaceae.